Electrophorus electricus (electric eel) is the source of this 2138-nucleotide messenger RNA. It is a transcript of the gene plat, whose product is annotated as plasminogen activator, tissue. Gene Ontology annotation, molecular function: serine-type endopeptidase activity. Lineage: Eukaryota; Metazoa; Chordata; Actinopteri; Gymnotiformes; Gymnotidae. The record is from RefSeq and is a predicted model, not a curated record. Gene Ontology annotation, biological process: plasminogen activation; smooth muscle cell migration.
UCCUCCCUUUCCGAUCAGGACAGAGACUCAGAUAAAUAAUCUGAGGUUCGUGGUAAGAACCCAGAGAUACGAAGAAGUUCUGCAAGCGCGUACCUGUGGAAUUUCAUCCAUUUGCCGCGGAAGGACGCAAAAGCGCAGCUGGUAGUUCACCUGGAAGCCUGACUGGUAUCAUGAGUGCAAUACCAAGAAUAUUGCUGUUGUUGCUUGCGCUAGGUUGCGCUGCAGCUGACACGGGCCUGCUUCACAGGGAGAGGCGAGGAACACGUAACUACCGAGACCAAUGUGUAGACACAGACUCGCCUGCCGCCAGAGAAACAGGGGACACCUGGCUGCGCUGGAGAGGCCAGAGAGUCGAGUAUUGUCGCUGUUCCUUCAGAGGAACACGCUGCCACUACAUACCUGUCACUACAUGUCAUAUGUCGAGGUGUUACAAUGGAGGUACAUGCAAGGAGGCAGUGUACUCCAAAGACUUCAUCUGCCAGUGUCCACCAGGAUUUACUGGACAGCAGUGUGAGAUUAAUUUGAAUGAGAAGUGCGUGACUGGGCAGGGGUCUAAUUACCGUGGGACCUGGAGUAUCUCCAGCUCAGGCGCAGAGUGCAUAAACUGGAACUCAACAUCCUUGAGAGGGAAAAAAUUCACCACCAGGAAGGUGGAAGCUGGCACCCUGGGGCUGGGAAAUCACAACUACUGCAGGAAUCCAGACGGGGACUCCAAGCCAUGGUGCUAUGUUUAUAAAAAGUCAGAAAUUGCAUGGGAGUUCUGUUCUGUGCCAAGCUGUGCAACAGCUCCUGCUUCCGAGUGUGUGCAAAGAUCAGGUCAGACCUACAGAGGGACGCAGGCUGUCAGUAAGAGCGGUAUGAAGUGUUUGCCGUGGGACUCAGCUGCUGUCUCUCGCAAGAUGUACACAGCCUGGAGGCCCAAUGCCAGAGAGCUGGGUCUUGGAAGCCACAACUUCUGCAGGAACCCAGAUGGUGAUCUAGGUCCUUGGUGUCAUAUUUAUAAAGGUUCCCAACUGACAUGGGAACUCUGUAAUAUCACCAAAUGCUCGAGGAGACCCACAAUCACCACCCUUGGGCCAAGAGCCCCAAUGACCACCACCAGCCGAGGUUCGUGUGGUCAGCGUUCUGAAAGUCUCAGUGCUCUGCCCACGUUCAGGAUCUGGGGUGGUCAGUUUAGUGACAUCAAAGAUCAGCCCUGGCAAGCUGCAGUCACUGUGUACUUUCCGCGCUCCAAGUCCCACAGCUUCCUGUGUGGAGGCGUCCUGAUAGACUCCUGCUGGGUUCUCUCUGCGGCCCACUGCUUCAAUGAGCAGUUUACUGCUGAGCGUCUGAGAGUGGUCCUUGGCCGAACCUUCAGGCUCCAGAACUCCAGCAGUGAGCAGAUCUUUGAUGUGGAGAAAUACUGGACCCAUGAACAGUACAGUCAUGAAGAUUUUGACAAUGACAUCGCCCUGUUAAGGCUGAAGAGUGAGAAUGGCAUAUGCGCUGUGAAUUCUCCAGAGGUGCUGCCUGCCUGCUUACCGGAACCUGGUCUGGUUCUUCCAGACUGGAUGGAGUGUGAGAUCUCAGGCUACGGCAAGCGGGAAGAGUUCUCUCCAUUCUAUUCGGAGCGGGUCAAGCGUGGCUAUGUGCGCCUGUGGCCUCAGGAGCGCUGUGUACCAGAGAAGCUGUCUGGACGCACCAUUACAGCGAAUAUGCUAUGUGCUGGAGACACGCGUGGCCUGGACGAUGCCUGCAAGGGGGACUCAGGUGGCCCUCUGGUGUGUGAAAAAGGUGGCAGGAUGACCCUGGUGGGUGUGAUCAGUUGGGGCGAUGGCUGUGGGAAGGAAGAUACGCCAGGCGUGUACACCCGCGUCACCAAAUACAUCACCUGGGUUUCCAGAAAAAUGAGGCUGAGCUAAGGAGCGACUCUGCGAGCCCAUGGGCUAAGGGGGGUGGAGCCGGAAUUCACUCCAUGCCACAGACAAUAACACAGCUGCACAGAUGGGUAUCAGACAACAAACACAGGGUGCUAAUUGAUUCCACGGAGGUGUAACGUGGGUGCUAGAAGAUCCCUGGAGGAGAAGAUCCCUGGAGGAGAGCGCAGAGCCAUGGUGCUACGCAAAAUGCCUCAGUGCCUCCCAGUUUGAAACUCCCCA